Molecule: messenger RNA, 1674 nt
Organism: Penicillium alfredii
Lineage: Eukaryota; Fungi; Ascomycota; Eurotiomycetes; Eurotiales; Aspergillaceae
Product: Leucine Rich Repeat domain protein
Exons: 7
Coding region: 1-1674 (557 amino acids)
Molecular function (GO): Hsp90 protein binding
Source: RefSeq, a predicted model, not a curated record
AUGACUGGUGUCAGUUCAGCAAAGGUGUCGAAGUUGCAACAGCAAGGCCAGAGGUCAUAUCGGAAGGGUGAUUUCAAGGCUGCUAUUGAGGCCUUUGGCCAGGCCCUCAAUCAGCAAGAUGUCGACAUAAUUGGUAUCUUGGACAAUCGGGCCGCCGCAUAUUCGAAACUGGGGCAACAUGACCAGGCACGUCGGGACGCACGACAAAUGAUCAAACGGUCCCGGGCCCAGAGAGUUCCGCUGCCUGAUGAAAGGGGCUAUCUUCGUUGUGCCAAGGUUCUUCUUCUGGAAGGAAAGCCAGAGAAGGCACUGGAGCUCUAUGCAUAUGGCCUGAAGACUCUCCCCAAGGAUCAUCCACGGCGUGAAUUACUCUCUCAGCUACAUCUGAAACUUCAGGACAAUAUGAAUAAAUCUCUCGCUGACCCUAUGACGGUCUUGCCCUUGGAGUUGAUUGUGUAUAUCCUUGAGUAUCUUGAAUUCUCGGAGCUCGUGGUGCUUUUCCGUGUUUCCCGAAGUUGGGCAGCGGUCCUCAUGUCGCUGCCAAAUCUGUUCAUGCAUCUGGACCUUUCCCGGGCUCGCAGGAAUGUCCCGACGUCUGCAAUUCUAAAAUAUAUCAAGGGAUCGCGCACGCAACUGACCCAUGCCACCAUCAUGAAACUCUUCCCCGGAGACAAAAUCCGCAUAUUAGAUAUGCUGGGACGGUUCCACGACUCCCGCCAGCUCAAGUCCCUUAUUAUUUCAAGUGAGAUCCCUACGAGCACCGAAUAUUUUGCCCGAUUCCUGGCUGCCCUGCCUCAGCUCGAGCGCAUUGCAAUCUAUGGCAUCAGGUCCUCUGCCUGGGCUGCCAUCUUCCAGUCAGGAUGGCCCAGAACCCUUCCCAAUCUGAAGACGAUCGCCCUACAAUCUGGCCACACAGCCAUUCCAAAUAGCCAUGCACACCCCCUAGAUCUCCUGAACCUUUUGAGUGAGCGAGAGCAACACACAUACCCAAACCUGGAGGAACUGGUACUUUCCUGGUGCCCAGAGCGAUACAUGCCGUAUGUCUUUAAGCCAGUUUCUCCCAGCCUCAGUGCACGCCUUCCACCUCUCCGCCGGAUUGAUUUCCGUGGCGUGACUCCUGGGCCCAAUUUUCUCAGUGUCCUUCCAUCUACGCUCGAGGAACUCCACGUGCAGGGAGGCGGUUCUAUCAGCCCCUUCCUUGAGAUUGAUGCGACAAAGACCUUGCCUAACCUGACCAGUCUGGUCCUCAAAGAUCUCCGGUGGCUCGACUGGCAGGUAUUCUGGGCCCUGGCUGUCAACUCCAAGGCACCCCUCCGCGCCCUGCAGAUCGACGCUUGCUUCAACGUUAACGUCGGGCUAUUUCCCCGCACCAUGGACGAGAUGGUGACCGUCAACCCUGACCUCAAGUCUCUGAACCACCUGAGCCUUGUCAACAUGCCCGAUGUCACCACCGACUACGUGGGAGAAUUGAUCGAAGGCUUUACCAAGUUAAAGAUCCUCGACCUAUCCCACACUAAAAUCACUGGAUUCCUCGUCCGCGUGCUUGCCGAUCGCCGCACCGACCCUAACUGGAACGGCGCCAUUCUUGAACACGUCGUGGUUAGGGGGUGCGAGUCCGUAUCCUCGGAUGUUGUUCCGUACGCAGAAGCCAGGGGGCUCCACGUUUACAGGUAG